CUCUCUCUCUCUCUCUCCGUGUGUAAAUAUAUAUGCGCGCGCGCACAUGUUGUGUGUGAGCGUCUCUCUCCCUCCCCCCCCCAACCCAUUGCACAUUGAAAGAUUAGGUUUUUCACAUAGAAAUCGGACUCUGUUUCACAGAAUCACAUGGAGAUGGAGCGAGCCAGGCCGGCGGCGCCAAACACGGCAGCCACGCCGGUGAAGAAGCUGAACGCGUUCGUGGCGGGGAGCAGAGUGGGCCGCCGAUUCAAGCUCGCCGAGCGGAACACCAACUUCACCACGGAGCUCCGCGCUGGCACCGCCACCUUCCUCACCAUGGCCUACAUCCUGGCCGUCAACGCCUCCAUCCUCUCCGACUCCGGCGGCACCUGCUCCGUCUCCGACUGCAUUCCCCUCUGCUCCGACAACUCCGUCCCCGCCGCCAACUGCUCAGGCGCCAACCUCAGCCUCAUCCAGCCCGACAAGUCCUGCAAAUUCGAGCCCGUCAAUCCCGGCUACGCCGCCUGCUUGGAGCAAAUCCGGAAGGAUCUCAUCGUCGCCACCGUCGCUUCGUCCCUCAUCGGAUGCGUGAUUAUGGGAACCUUCGCGAACCUUCCGUUGGGUCUGGCUCCUGGUAUGGGCACCAACGCCUACUUCGCCUACACCGUCGUCGGCUACCACGGCUCCGGCAACGUGUCCUACCAGAGCGCGCUCGCCGCCGUCUUCGUCGAGGGCUUGAUCUUCCUUCUGAUUUCCGCAAUUGGGCUCCGAGCCAGACUCGCCAAACUGGUUCCCAAACCCGUCCGGAUCUCCUCCUCCGCCGGAAUCGGCCUCUUUCUCGCCUUCAUCGGAUUACAGAACAACCAAGGCAUCGGCCUCGUGGGCUACAGCUCCUCGACUCUGCUGACUCUCGGCGCAUGCCCCAGCUCCGCACGUGCCUCCCUCGCUCCGGUCAUGACCGACGCCAACGGCACCAUCAGCCUCAUCCCCGGCGGCACUGUCUCCGGCGACAUACUCUGCCUCCACGAUCGCAUGGAGAGCCCCACAUUCUGGCUCGGCCUAGUGGGCUUCGUCAUCAUCGCCUACUGUCUCGUGAAAAACAUCAAAGGCGCCAUGAUCUAUGGCAUCGUCUUCGUUACGGCCAUCUCCUGGUUCCGCAACACCAAGGUCACCAUCUUCCCCGACACCGACGCCGGCGACUCCGCCUACCAGUACUUCAAAAAAGUCGUCGACAUCCACACAAUCAAGCAUACCGCCGGCGCACUGAGCUUCAAGAACUUCGGAAAAGGCUUCUUCUGGGAAGCCCUUGUCACCUUCCUAUACGUCGACAUCCUCGACACGACCGGCACUCUCUACUCCAUGGCCCGCUUCGCCGGCUUCACCGACGACAACGGCGACUUCGAGGGCCAGUACUUCGCCUUCAUGUCCGACGCAUCCUCGAUCGUCGUCGGCUCGUUGCUCGGCACCUCGCCGGUGACUGCGUUCAUCGAGUCGUCGACGGGGAUACGAGAAGGCGGCAGGACGGGGCUAACGGCGCUGACGGUGGCGGCCUACUUUUUACUGGCGUUCUUCUUCACGCCGCUCCUGGCAUCUAUACCGGCGUGGGCGGUUGGACCGCCGCUGAUUCUGGUGGGCGUUCUGAUGAUGAGAUCUGUGGUGGAGAUUAAUUGGGACGAUAUGAGAGAGGCUAUACCGGCGUUUAUAACGCUGCUUCUGAUGCCGUUGACAUACUCCAUCGCUUACGGUUUGAUUGGUGGGAUUGGUACUUACAUUGUUCUGCACCUCUGGGACUGGACGGAGGGGCUCUUGCGGAAUUUCUGGAUUUUGAAGGGGCCGAAAAGAAAUAAUGACGUGGCUAAUGGGACCGCCAACAAUGAGGCCUCUCCAGACGGAAGUACAAAAGGCCAGCCACUGCCAGUAUAGAGUGACACGUGGCCUGAAAGUGAAAUCUCUCCUUUAUCCUUUUAUUAUAUUGUUUUCGGCUAUGAUAUUUCAUUAUUUACCACAAUUUUUCAUUUUCCAUUUUUGUACAGAUAAAAAGAAAGAAAAAAUUAUAGUGGAAAAAUACUUUAA
Diospyros lotus (date-plum) is the source of this 2052-nucleotide messenger RNA. Its product is annotated as adenine/guanine permease AZG1. The coding region runs from base 148 to 1902 and encodes 584 amino acids. Gene Ontology annotation, biological process: transmembrane transport. NCBI's taxonomy places the organism in Eukaryota, Viridiplantae, Streptophyta, Magnoliopsida, Ericales, Ebenaceae. The record is from RefSeq and is a predicted model, not a curated record. Gene Ontology annotation, cellular component: plasma membrane. The transcript is spliced from 2 exons. Gene Ontology annotation, molecular function: purine nucleobase transmembrane transporter activity.